AUGUCGCUCAUCACCGCCCUCCUCACUUUCGCUUUGCUCCACACCUCGGUCCAGGGGUCGAGCAUCAAGCUCGGCUGUCUCAGCGCUGCGCCCACCGGAGUAUCGCUGGCUACUGGUGGACAGACUCUGGAGGCUUGCAGAAGUGUCUGCGCGACCUCCGCCAGCCCCUAUUCGUACUUCUCCAAGAGCUCCAGCUCGUGUGGGUGCAGCUCUACUGCGGCGCCGAACACGCUAUACGUCGAUGCUCUCGACCGGGAUGCCAACUGCGGUGACGCUACUGUCUGGUACUCUGGCAUCAUUGCCAACUCCACCUCCAACUCCACAACCACCUGCCCCUCCCUCGGCCCCACAUCAUCAGCCGACCUCCCGGGCUACGUCUACCUCUCCACUCUUCCCGACCCGCUCGCUUGCUACUCCGCCUGCGGCGCCGCCGGGCUCAACGUCUCGCUCAUCCAGCCUGGACUCGGCGGAUACUCGUGUGCGUGCGCAUCAAAGAUCGAGGGGGCGACUUAUGCGGAGGUGUGCAACAGCCAGAGCUGGUAUGCGGUGCAAAAGGCAUCUGCGGCCGUGACUACGCCCAAAGAGCCAAAGAAGUGCAAGCGCAAGCAGAGGAGGAGCACGGGAGGCAAGCAAUAG
Messenger RNA from Dioszegia hungarica, 636 nucleotides. RefSeq lists its product as uncharacterized. The transcript has 3 exons. The coding region runs from base 1 to 636 and encodes 211 amino acids. The record is from RefSeq and is a predicted model, not a curated record. NCBI's taxonomy places the organism in Eukaryota, Fungi, Basidiomycota, Tremellomycetes, Tremellales, Bulleribasidiaceae.